AUGGGGCUGCCUUACGGGGCCGGCGGGCUGGCCCCCUAUUCCAGCGACGAUCCAGUGCAAUUAGGGUCCACCAGGCUCGCAAGUCCACAUUUUCGUCCCGAGUCCAAGUUCAGCUCGGGAAUCUGGGACGGGUUGCAGGGCGACGGCGACAUUGGGUCGCGCGUCGGGCGCAUCAUGGCUGCACAGUACCAGUACACCGGCUGCAUCGACACGCUGCUCGGCCCGGCUGAACUUGGGGAUAACAGAUUUUCCAGCCACUCUCCCCCUAAUCCUUCCCACCGCCGUCAUACCGAGUACGAUACACCAGGGUGGCGCUACGCUCUGGACUCGGCGUCAUCGCUCGUCGUGUUGUUUGCCAGCAUGGAAGCGCAGCGCGUCUGGGUGGCAUUCUGCGGCUUCUACUCGGCCGCCGUCCAACACGUCAUCCUGCCCCGGGGAGAGGGAACUACUGACAUUCGCCAACAGCAUACGCCCGGGGAGGGGAGCCGCCGGGUGAAGUAG
Lasiosphaeria miniovina is the source of this 501-nucleotide messenger RNA. RefSeq lists its product as uncharacterized. Lineage: Eukaryota; Fungi; Ascomycota; Sordariomycetes; Sordariales; Lasiosphaeriaceae. The record is from RefSeq and is a predicted model, not a curated record. The coding region runs from base 1 to 501 and encodes 166 amino acids. The transcript has 2 exons.